This is a messenger RNA of Atta colombica, 6210 nucleotides long. It is a transcript of the gene fab1, whose product is annotated as 1-phosphatidylinositol 3-phosphate 5-kinase. The coding region runs from base 136 to 6210 and encodes 2024 amino acids. The record is from RefSeq and is a predicted model, not a curated record. Gene Ontology annotation, molecular function: metal ion binding; 1-phosphatidylinositol-3-phosphate 5-kinase activity; ATP binding. Gene Ontology annotation, biological process: intracellular signal transduction; phosphatidylinositol metabolic process. The transcript has 14 exons. Lineage: Eukaryota; Metazoa; Arthropoda; Insecta; Hymenoptera; Formicidae.
CAACCACCGUGCAUCUGUUACUCUGUUUGACAGGAUCAGUAGAUCCUGCAGGAUCAGCGAGAGUGAAAAUGUUCGGAAGAAUAUCGUGGUAUCGUUUGGUUUCAAAAUGUUCGUGAGAAGAUAGUAUCGGUGAGAAUGAACAAGAACAUGAAUUCACCGUCGAAACUCACGGAGUUCGCUCCGUUGAGUCCCGAAGAGAGCCAACCCGUAGUAGCUUCACUCUUCUCCAAGUUCUUCAGCUUCACCAGGAAUAAUGCUAACGAUUCCACGGUGUCUUCUAACAACGACGAGCGCAGCUCUUCCGAUUCAGAAUCCUGGAAGCAGUCUGAGAGCACCGAACAAACCCCAGAUGACGAUAGUACUAGUAUAAUGAAUUUUCCAUUGGAUACUAACGAAGGCCGUAGCCUACCAAACGUUCUGAAACGCAUCAGUAAUAUUGUAGCAUUAAAAAGUAAUAAUUUACGUUCAUAUAAGGAUUCUCAAUUAAGAAGCUACUGGAUGCCAGAUAGUGUAAGUAAACAGUGCUAUGAGUGUGGCGAAAGAUUUACGACGUUUCGACGAAGACAUCACUGUCGCGUGUGCGGACAAAUCUUCUGUUCCAAGUGUUGCUCCGAUCAAAUACCAGGGAAAAUUAUGGGAUGCACUGGAGAUCUUAGAGUUUGUACAUAUUGCUGUAAAGUAGUUCUUUCGUAUUUGCAAUCAUCGGAUAUGAGGAGUGAUUUGUCGGCAGAUUUGAAAGCUCUGCAGGAAGAUCUUCAAGUAAAGUAUGGAAAUGAUUCACCGCUAUUAGCACGAAAACAUGCUAAUGAAACAAUGGGCGAUGAAACAUCGAUAUGUCGAAAACCAAGUGUGGGAUAUAUGGAAGAGAAUUAUGCAACUGGACGGUCGAGCGGUAGCUAUUUAACUUCACAGGAACGUUCUCUUGUAUUACAAAAUUCGGCUUCUUUAAGAAUGAUCUGGGAAGAAUUAUUUCGCUCCAGUCAAGCCAUUCAGUUGCAAACGCAUAGAAUUCGACUGAAAAGUUAUCACAAUUGUUUUCUGGCGAACGAAUUGGUGAAUUGGAUGAUAGUUCAGAAUAAAGCAGCAACCCGUGUGCAGGCGACUGCGAUAGGCCAAGCAUUACUAGAAGCGGGUUUUAUCGAAUCAGUUGUCGCUGAUUACGUAUUCAGCGAUUCGGCAAUCGUAUUUAGACCGGUACCGUUAUCUUCCUUGCAAAAUAUAGACUUGUUAACGGAAAAGCGAACGACUUGCGAUGCGCAAGAGCCAGCCUGGGUAAAAACUAUUCCUCAACACGAUUCAGCUACGGAUUCUGAGAGCGAGACUAGGCCGAUGAGCUCGCACUCGCAAACUUUUGGUCGUUUACCGUCGUCCAGUUCGAGCUUUUAUCUGGAUUUAAAUCUAGAAGCAUCCACCGUCACGUUAAAGAGACCAACCUCGGAAGAUUUAACCGCGAUUUCCGUCGACAGUAGCGAUGGAAUAAUCGAACAGAAGGAAAUUAACCUUAAAUCGCACGACUGCAAUCUCAAAAUAUGUGACGAUCUUUUAAGUGAUACGCUUCAAGUACAUGAAUUUAAGGAGAAAAACGGUUGGCACAGAGCGACUAAUCUGAGGACAGCAUUUGGCGAAUUAAGCGCAUACGAAUGUUUAACAUCUGCGUACAAAACGCAUGAAGAUUCUCUUAUUAAGCAACUUCUCAGCAAAGAAGGUUUGUCGCAAACGUGGUCGAAUACGAUUUUGUCUAUCGCGCACCAGAUAAUCGAUCAUGUUAGGCCGGAUCUGAAUCAUGACGCAGAUAAUUUAGAUAUUCGACAAUAUGUACAGUUCAAGAAAUGCCUCGGUGAUAGCAGAGAUGACUGCGAGAUCGUAUCUGGCAUAAUUUGUAGUAAGAAUAUUGCUCAUCGCGGUAUGAACGCUAUGAUCGCUCAUCCAAAAAUCUUAUUGUUACAAUGCGGACUAAUGUAUCAACGUGUAGAAGGCAAACUAAUAAGCUUGGAGCCUGUAAUGAUGCAGGAAAACGAGUAUCUCGGACACACAGUAGCGAGAAUCACCGCUCUAGGUCCAGAUGUAGUAUUAGUUCAUCGAUCCGUAGCCAGAUUAGCUCAGGAUAGAUUAAGGGAAUGCGGCGUGACAUUAGUGCUAAAUGUAAAGCUUAGUGUGCUAAAGAGAGUCGCGCGAUGCACGGGUGCUAGUAUUGUAAACACUAUAGACGCGCACAUAAGCGCAAGAUAUAUGCUUGGCACGUGCAAAAAAUUUUAUUUAAGAAAUUUUCCAGAUGAGCGAAGAGGUGUUAAGACACUGAUGUAUUUCGAAGGUUGUGCAAAUCCACAUUUGGGUGCGACAAUUGUAUUGCGAGGCGGAUCACAGCUCGAAUUAAAAAAGGUGAAAAACGUCACAUCGAUGAUGAUCUUUGCAGCUUACUCGUGGCGUCUUGAAAAAUCAUUUCUCAUGGAUGAAUUCGCCAAACCACCAUCACCUAAAGACAAUUCGUUUCUGGAUGAAACUUGUCAGAAGGAUUCCUCGAGUGACGAAAAAUUCGAAAGUUGCGUUAUCGAUGAACAGACGCACGUGAUUGAAAUGAAAAAACUGUCGAAGAUAAAUCAAAAUCACGAAAAUGUUUCUAAUAGUGAUCAAAAAAUACAGAAUAUCCAGACAAAUAAUUCAAAUACGCCUAAGAAUGAAAAUGAUUCCGAAAAUAUUUUAAGUACAAAUUCUUUAAGAGAAGUUUCAUCGAUAUUAUCGGAAGAUUCUGAUCCUUAUGACACCUUAAAAUUAUUUAAAAAGAAAUUAAAACCAUCUCUGCACGAUUCAAAGGAUACCAUGCCAGUGUCUUGCGAGAACAGUACGGUUUCACAUAAUGAUGAUAAAUCCAAAAAUUUGUUGGUAAAUACGGGUUUUGAUUCCGACAUCACAGAAGUAUAUAAUAAUUCCACGGAAUUGUUCGCGAGCAAGGAAACAUCUACUGAACAAAAAACCGACGAUCUCGUCGACAAGGCGAAGUUGAAAGACAAGAUAUCCUCGGAAGAAAAACGUAUCUACGGGGAGUCCAUAAGUGAUCGAAGCGAUCCAUUGCAUCAAUAUUUAAAUGAAGAUGAUGAAGAUGUAUUUAAUCAUACGAGUCCGAGCAGUCAACGUUUAAGCGUCGCCGAUUUUCCACUUUUCAACAAAUUCAAGAAAGCGCUCCAAGACACUGUUUUGAGCAUAUCACCGUAUUUAAAAUUUUCAAUACCCUAUUUGGAGACCGAACUCGGAAGGAAUUGCGUAUUGAGGAGCUUUUUUCCGCGAGAGAUCUAUUAUUCGGAACAAUUUUUAGACAAAGUCAAGGAGAUCAGGACGAACAGCGUGACUGUAGGCGAGCAGAUCGACAAUCGUGAGGGUGUAAACAUCAAGCUGAAAUCGCAGCAUCCGUUCGUUCAGGCUCGUCUUACCACAGAUGUUGAUAAUCGCGAAGUGCAAAGUCUUCUAGCAAACUUUCGUGCGUGCGGUAACAGACUUUAUCCGACGCAUAACGUACUGCUGGAUAGGAUACAGCAAUCGCCAGCGUUCGAAAGCAAUGAGCAGCAGGUGCCUUCCUGGCCGGAUUGUUUGGAUCCUAACAGCCACCAACGCUUGUCCGUGCUGUUUUGCAGUUUCUCGCACACUGGCAACAACACCCCAGCGUUCUGCGUGAAUCCCUGGGUCGUAAACAUGACUAUGUACGGUCAGAACGACAUCGCGCUCGGCCGCUUCCUAGAGCGUUAUUGUCUGACGACAGAAUAUAAAUGUCCGGCACAGAAUUGUCGCGCACAAAUUGCUCAGCAUGUUAGGCGCUUUGCGCACGACGGUGGCUGCGUGCACAUCACCCUCAGCGAAAUGAGCUGCGAGCCAUUCGUGCAGGAAGACACUGAUCAAAUCUUGAUGUGGAGCAAGUGCAUUAAGUGUAAGAGCGUGUCACCGGUGAUACCGAUGUCGGGCGAUACUUGGUGCUUGUCGUUUGCCAAAUAUCUUGAGCUACGCUUCUACGGUGGUGUCUACACGAAACGCGGUAUGGAUGCGUGUCAGCAUUCCUUACAUCACGAUCAUUACCAGUAUUUCACACGCAGGAAUAUGCUGGCCGUUUUCAAAUUUACCAAGAUUUCGCAGUGGGAGAUCUCGCUGCCACCACCGUUGAUUAACAUCAUCUAUGAUCCGAAGCAGCACGCCAAUGUGAUUGAAGAGAUGAAGAUCGUGACGUUGAAAGGCGAUGAAGUUUUCUCAGCGAUACGAGAAAAGCUGACGAGUCUGCAGACGGACCUAGAAGGCUUGAAUCUCGCCAAACAACAACUAGCUAAAGAUCAGCAAUACUUUAAGAACAAGAUUGAAGAGAUCCAAUUGAAGUUAACAUCACCAACACUAGAGAAUAAGAAGCUAGAAGGUAAAACUUCCGAGAAACAGGUGCAAGGGUUAAUGUUCAGGAUCGAGGAUGGCAUUGUAAUACUUAAACGGCUCAUUGCGGAGGCUGUGUUCACGUGGAAUAGCAAAUUAUCAGAGAUAUCAGUCAAAAAGAAGGACGAACGGCCACGUCGAUUCACCGAACGAUCCAUGACAGUCGGCAGUAAUAGUAUAGUCGAAACCGACGGGUAUAUAACUGAAGACACCGCAUCGGAGUCGCAGGUUGAAGACUUGAGCCCUAUGUCGGCCGAUUACAAUGCUGUCGACGCAAUCGCAGCACAAAGUGACUUCCAAACAUCCGAAGUGAUCGAGAAUUCUGAUAAUGAGCCAGCAGAAUCCGCUAAUAAUCUCGAAGACGUCGUCACUGUUCAGGGCUCACCGAAAAUGCAUCAGAGAUCACAUUCCGACGUUCUACCACUGUCUUCUGAUGACAUGCACGAUAAAAAGAAGAAGAAGAAGACGAUUCUGUCACAAUUGCUGCCAUCUGUUUCUGUGAACCAUAUAAUUUCGAAUCCUUUGGGAUCUUUAGAGCAUUAUCUGUUGCCUCUUGGGUCCGUGGUACCUAUAGUAGUCUAUGAAUCCGAGCUUUCGUCUAUAAUUGCGUAUGCUUUGGACUCACAUGACUACAAGCACACGUUGCAGGAGCUCUUACGUUCAACGAAGGGAUCAGAAUCGAAUCCUAGUCCGUUGAGCAAACGCAAGUUUCCCGAAGGUAAGGACAGCUCCCUCGACUUGGCGCAAUCAAACGAAUUCAAGCGGCCGUCUGUGCUGUCCUUCUUUCGAGGCAACAGUCCCAAUUCAGCCAAUAGUCCCAUUGAAUCUGACAAGAAUAUGUCAAACGCAGAAACGAGUGGUGGUAGCGUAGUCGGUCCUGACGUUGACGACGACAAGAAAGCGACCAAGCAGCAGAAUUACAUCGAAGUACAAUUUAACGAUGCUACAACCAAUUUCUUCUGCAGGAUAUACUUUGCCGCACAGUUUGCUGCGCUGAGAGAGAACGUUUUGCCCUGUGGCGAGGAUGGCUUCACAAGGAGUCUAAGUCGAACUGUGCAGUGGGCAGCCAGAGGCGGAAAGAGCGGCAGUGCUUUCUGUAAGAGCAGAGAUGAUAGAUUCAUCAUAAAGGAAAUGUCUAGACUCGAUAUGCAAAUUUUCCUCGAUUUCGCACCCAAUUAUUUCGCCUACAUGGAAAGGUGUCAGCAAACCAAGCAACCGACGUUACUAGGCAAGAUAGUUGGUGUAUACAGAGUGUCAUUUAAGAACAACACAACCAACGCGGCGCUUCGUACUAGUGUGUUAGUAAUGGAGAAUCUUUUUUAUAAUCGAAUCAUUACUGACAAAUUCGAUUUGAAAGGAUCUGUGCGGAAUCGGCUAGCGAAUCCUGAUGAUACAUGCCACGAGGGUGAACUGGUUUUGUUGGACGAGAAUUUGUUGAACAUGAGCUGUGACUCUCCUCUGUAUAUUCGAUCGCAUUCCAAAGCAGUAUUAAAUCGAGCCAUCGAGCAGGACACAAAAUUCUUAGCUGAUAAUUCCGUAAUGGAUUAUUCGUUAUUAGUAGGCUUGGAACCGAGCUCCGAUGAACUCGUGCUCGGUAUAAUAGAUUACAUAAGAACAUUCACGUGGGACAAAAAACUGGAGACGAUGGUGAAAAAAUCCGGUAUAUUAGGUGGACAAGGUAAAUUGCCGACCAUAAUAUCGCCGCAGGAAUAUCGUGACAGAUUUAUAGCUGCGAUGCAUCGCUACUUCCUGCCAGUACCAGAUAGAUGGUCAGGUCUAGGUAGAAGUGUUGAGAUACCACCACAAUAA